This is a messenger RNA of Spirometra erinaceieuropaei, 333 nucleotides long. The record is from the annotation of a GenBank genome assembly. Lineage: Eukaryota; Metazoa; Platyhelminthes; Cestoda; Diphyllobothriidea; Diphyllobothriidae.
AUGGAUAUCGCCACGGACCUUCGCGUUAUUACAGAUCAUCCGCCCACAGAAGUUCCAUAUACUGUUCUGAAGAAGGCUUUCAUGACCCGCAUUUCCCUAUCAACGCAAAAGCGUCUGCUUUCCGAGGAGAACUUUGGGGACAAGAUGCCCACGCAGCUUCUUAGGCGUUUGGGGCAGCUGGCCGGGGGACGAAGUCUUGACGCCAUCAUGUUCAAGCGACGUUUCCUCCAAAAACUGCCCUCUUCUGUGAAAGCUGUCCUUGAGCCUAGCAUUCCUUCCUCGUCUUUCCAGAUGCUCACGGAGACUGCUAACCGCAUCCUCAAGUACUCCUAG